AUGAAACAAACUGUUGACUUGUGUAAAGAAUUCCCGAAUCUAACUCAAGUUCAUUUUGUAAAUCAUUUCCCUACAUUAGCAAGACUCAAGUCCUUUAUCUUGGAGUCUCUUUUUCCUAGUCAUUGCCCACAUUUGAGAGUAAUUGAUAUUACUUCUGGAGAAUUAAAUGCAUCUCAACACCAAAGUAUGAAUGGAGGAUCUGUAAAGCAACAAGUCACACCUAUUCAGAGAUUAAUGUCUGAAGAGGACUUUCCUGUAAUUGUUGAUUAUGCUCUUUUAGUUUUACCUGACACUGCCUCUACAAAAAGUGCUUCUGGUGCUGGAGGGGGAGGAAGUGGUGGAAGUCGCUAUUUGAAAAUGAAUGAUGAACAAACUCUGUCAUUUUUAAGACAAUUAAUUGAAAAAUAUCAUGUACCAAUCAAUACAUGCAUACAGGGGAAAUAUACUUUCUUAUCAGGUGCCUGUCAUAAUGGGCAUUUCGAAUGUAUCAAAUAUUUGUUGAAUUUUGGAGCAAAUAGCAGAAAGAAUUUAUCAAAAUCGACUGAUAGUUUAAGUAGAAGCAUCUCUUACGAUUUAAUUAGUUAUGCUGAAAGUGCAGAAAAAGAAAUUUUACUUUUGAAAUCUCAGCCAAAUAGAGCUAUGUAUUUUUCAUUUAAAAGAAAUUUCUGCAUUGCUCCUCUUAUAAUAAGUUUAAAGGAGAAUAUUAUUAAUUUUUUAUUGGAACGCCAGGUAUCUUUAUGCGAAUAUCAAAUUGGUUCUAUUAUUCAACACUUAAGAAGAUCAUUAGCAAACAUUUCACUGGUUACUCCUGAGCUUAAAUUAAAAAUUUUAGAAAAGAAAAAGAAACAAGAACAACUGUUUUAUAAUUCAUUAAGGAAGGUUAAUGCAUUUUUAUUCAAUUUUGAUGAUUUGGAUAGAGAGACUGGCUGUUCUCCAGUGCACCAAAUUUUAGAUUAUUCAAGUUUAAGAUUGAUUUUUGACAAGAUGGGAAUUUAUCCAAUAUCUGCCUCUACGGAAUCUCUAACAGAUGAGGUUAUCGAUAUUGUAAACAGAAAGAAUAUUUAUACUGGAGCAACAAUCAUACACUUGUUGUGUGCCUCUUCUUCUUCAAUAAGCAAGAUGUACCAACCAACUUCAAUAACUGAACUCAUAUCCAGUCUGAGUAGACCAGAGAGCUCAAAUCUUACAGUUCUUGAUAGUGAGGUUUUCCACAAUAUUCAACACUUGCAUAAUGCAUUGGGGGCCAAAUUGGAUAUUUAUGAUAUGAAUGGUAUGAUGCCAAUUCAUUUAUGUAUUGAUAUGGAGAGGUAUGAGUUGGCUAGAGAGUGGCUAAAAUGGAAACCAUCACAUGCACUCUUUCUUACUAAAUCUACCAAUGAAUCAAUAUUACACAUACUAACAGAGCACCUUUUCCAAUCCCUUUUCGAGUUUAGUGCCUCAAGUAGUGAGGAUGAGGGUUACAGAAGAUGUAUGAACAAUAAUUUUAUUCUUGAAUCACCUGCUUCACCUUCUUCAGAUAUUUCAAUCCCUCUCAAAGAUAGGUUAGAGGAUAGCCUGUUAGAGAAACGAAGAAUGGAGAUGGUAGAAAAAGAACGAGAGAACAAGGUUACUAGAAUUAUUUCACUUUUCAAAGUUAUUCUAACUGGGUUGGAUUUGACUAAUCGCGAGAAACAAGAGCUUAUUAGUGUAGAAAAUGAUCUUGGGAGCAAUGUUUUGGAUAUGAUUGAAUCAUCUAUUGAGGAAAAUAGCUAUGAGGAAGAUGAUGAAUUCUUUAGACAACACAUUUACCAGCUGAAACAAUUAUUAGAAUAUUAA
Molecule: messenger RNA, 1815 nt
Organism: Naegleria gruberi
Lineage: Eukaryota; Heterolobosea; Eutetramitea; Acrasida; Naegleriidae
Exons: 1
Coding region: 1-1815 (604 amino acids)
Molecular function (GO): protein binding
Source: RefSeq, a predicted model, not a curated record